Molecule: messenger RNA, 1007 nt
Organism: Gasterosteus aculeatus aculeatus (three-spined stickleback)
Lineage: Eukaryota; Metazoa; Chordata; Actinopteri; Perciformes; Gasterosteidae
Gene: tbca
Product: tubulin cofactor a
Biological process (GO): post-chaperonin tubulin folding pathway; tubulin complex assembly
Cellular component (GO): cytosol; microtubule cytoskeleton
Molecular function (GO): beta-tubulin binding
Source: RefSeq, a predicted model, not a curated record
CUUCCUGACCUGCGCACGCGCACUCGACAGCAGGAAACCUACGCACGUUACAACAACAGUCCAGAGUCCAGACUUCAACCCAGUGAUACCCGCGAUCCAGAACCAUGGCAGAUCCAAGAAUACGGCAAAUUAAGAUCAAGACUGGCAUCGUGAAGAGGCUGGCGAAGGAGAAGAUUUCGUACCAGACGGAGGCCCAGCAGCAGGAGGAGAAGGUUAAGCGUCUGAAGGAGGAGGCAGGAGACCCGUACGUCAUCAAGAAGCAGAUCGAGGUCUUGCAGGAGUCGCACAUGAUGGUCCCGGACUGCCACCGCCGUCUGACCAUCGCACACGCAGAUCUGCUCCAGCUGCUGGAAAGCGAAGCGGAUUUGGGCGAAUCGGAGGAGUACAAAGAGGCCAGAAACAUGCUGGACUCGGUGAAGCUUGAAGGAUGAUCUGUGAUUCUUGGGUGUCCGUUCCUUUCGUCGGGUGUUCGGAGACCCCCGAGGGUCUCUGUUGCUCAUGUGGUUUAUUUUUUACCUGCUUCCUGUGUACUCACCGUCAACGUGCCACCACUUCUGAUCACACGCCUCCUAAUAAACAGAAACCUGACAGGGAAACAUUGGCUUCAUCCCGGUGGGGGGGGAUUUCUUUUUGUCUGUGGCACUGAUAGACAAUCUGGACUUUAGAGACGUCAUUAAAUCCACACCCAGGCAUGUUUGUCUUACGUUCAGGCAUCGCCUUUAAUCUCCUGGUUUAAAGUGGGACACAGUGUUGGAAACGGAUGGUUUUGCAUUCCUUUAGCGAGCUCGGAUUCGCGUCCAUGAAUACUAACCAAAGCUGCGAUCAACGAUUAUUAUCUUUGUUUAAUCCUUCCUGUAGUGCGGGAGUGAAAAAGUGUUCAACAAACGGCAAAUAAUCCGAUUUUAGAAACUUGAAACAAUGACUGAAUGUUUUUUUUUCUAUCAAUUGGGGAAUGUAAUUCUUUGCAUCUCUGAUUGGAUUAAUAAACUGGUGGUUUCAGCACUUAA